This is a messenger RNA of Neoarius graeffei (lesser salmon catfish), 3129 nucleotides long. It is a transcript of the gene vamp8, whose product is annotated as vesicle-associated membrane protein 8 (endobrevin). Gene Ontology annotation, biological process: vesicle fusion; SNARE complex assembly; vesicle-mediated transport. The record is from RefSeq and is a predicted model, not a curated record. Gene Ontology annotation, molecular function: SNAP receptor activity; syntaxin binding. The transcript has 3 exons. The coding region runs from base 173 to 598 and encodes 141 amino acids. Gene Ontology annotation, cellular component: SNARE complex; plasma membrane. NCBI's taxonomy places the organism in Eukaryota, Metazoa, Chordata, Actinopteri, Siluriformes, Ariidae.
GUAGCAGAUGAUAGCUCUCUGUUAUUCUCUCUUGCACGUGCGCGCGCGCACACACAGAGAGCCACAGGUAGUGACGUCUCAGAGCUGUUUGGUUUCCCGGUUACGCAGCCCUGUUGUUUAUGAAUGCUCAGCCGGUGUGGCCUGUUAAACUCUCUCUCUCACACACGCAGUUAUGUUCUCACACAAUGUGUACCUGGAGAACCCGUAUUCUGCUUCUGACCCGGAGCAGGGGGCAUCGGCUCCGGUGGAGGAAACGAACCGGGUGAAGUCGCUGCAGUCUCAGGUUGAUGGUGUGACGAACAUCAUGACCCAGAACGUGGAGCGAAUCCUGGCCCGCGGAGAACGACUCGAUGAUCUGAUGGAUAAAUCCGAGGACCUGCAGGCUGGGGCACAGAACUUCAAGCACACGUCGCAGAAGGUGGCACGAGCCUACUGGUGGAAGAACGUGAAGCUCGUCGUAGUGAUCGUUGUGAUUGUCGUCAUCAUCCUGCUCAUCAUCGUGCUGCUGGCUUCAGGAGUCAUCCCGAUAGGUGCCCCUGCAGCUCCGCCCCCGUCAAUCCCAACGUCCUCGGCAGUCACACCAAAACAAGAAAAUUAACGUCUUCACACUCGCUCAUACGCACAGACUUACUUUAUACACAAACCACACACACAUUAGUCUUUAAAAAUAAAGUCCCACUCGGACACAGUUUCCCUCCUACAGGAUUUCACUCCCAUCCCAAAUAAAAAUAUUUACCGUGUCUACACUUUGGGAGGGGAAGAAACUUAACCCUUUGCCCAGGCAGGAUAUUGAUCUGUAUUUAAAUAUCAUACAGCGCUGAAAUAUCAUCAACGUAUCGGAUCAGGUCGGGAAGCGCAUCAUCCUGUAGGACUGAGUUCGGAAUUCUGGUUUUUACGUAAAAACUAACAUUUAUUUACGUGUUUAUCUCAGUCCGAACGUCCUCGGUAAUAACGCUUCGUACGAAACUCUGAAAGUUGUUUACGGUGAAGCUCGUUAGCACGCACUUGUUUCCUACUUGCUUUUAUUCAUCGACGGAAUCCAGUUCCUACAAAAUGGCGAAAUUUCUUCACUUGACUAAUCAAGCCUGAGUCCUUAGUCUUAGCACGUAAUGUGAUUUAUUGUUUGUAGAAAACAACUCUAAUAAGAAUAAUAAUCCUUUUUUUCCCUCUCCAGAGUUUCUUUGAACAUUCCAAGAAUUUGUUGAAAUAUCUAGAAAUUAAAUUUGAAUUCUGAAGAUUUAUACAAUGUUGCACGUGGAAAAUACCCGGAAUUUCACACAAAUCGCUGGAACUUAAGAUGUUCACAGAAUUGCACGUUGGAAAGUUCUGGAAGCUUUAAACUAAAGGUAUUUUGAAUGUCGUGUAUUGAAAAUGUUGAGAAAUUUAACAGAUUUAAGGGACAUUAUUUGAUGUUAUGUAGCGAACAUGUCAGGGAAACUGAACUGACAGCUGGGAAUUAAAGAGAUUUUCUAUUGAGUUCAGCCCAAAUUAAGAGUUUUUAAGAUUUAGAUGUGCAGUUGGACAGAAAUUUACCCUGAAAUCAAGGAAUUUACAGAUAUUUCGAAGUUAGAAGUUUCAUCUUAAAAAUAUCCAGAAUUUAUAUUUAAAUGUGAUGGUGAAAAAGUAUUGAAAUUAUUUAUUAAUUUUUGAAAUCAUGACCCAUUCAUGUCAGAAAUUGAAGCUACAAUUAGUUGAAAAUGAAUUACUAAUAAGUUGAAGAAUGAACACAAAGUUUGAAAGUGAAAAUAUCUUAAUUUUUAUAAGAAGUAUACAAUGAAACUAUCUGACAAAUGAAAAGUUCUAAUGUUUUAUUGUUACAACUAACUGGAAAUAAGUUCCUUUAUUAAAAAUUCAGAGAAAUGUAAGAUUUUUGUUACAUAUUGAAAAUGGUAUCAAUGCUGGAAGGUAGGAUAGCUACAAGAUGUUGCAUAUUAAUAAUAAUUACUGUUAUAAAAUAACCACAGUGAAAUUUGUAAGUUUUAAACAUAGGAAUAAUUUCAUCUCUUUACUGUGUAAACUUUUUCAGAAUCAGUUUAAUAGCCAUCUACAGUUUUCGGUCACAUGAUGCGUUCAACACAAUAUUCUCAAUAUACUAGUGAUCCAGUGAGUGUGUGAAUUUUCACAGGGGUUUGCCCAAGUAUAUUAGUGUGUCUGCUUGUUUUUACAAGAUGAAAAUGUUCUCCCCCCCCCCCCCCCAUGAGUUUCUUUAAUGUUUGAAGGCUGAGUUACAGUUAAAAAUCAAUAUGAACAAUUGCGCAAAUGCACUUUGCUUUAAUGUGGGUACAAAUAUUGUCGACGAUUUGUCUUGAACAUUCCAGUCACUGCUGUAAAAUUCAAUAUUUAUCUGAUUUUUCAUUGUGAAAAAGGGGGGGACCCUGCCCUCUUUUAGUUCUUUAGAAGCCAGUUUUUUUGUUUGUUUGUUUUACACAUUUUGCACAUCUUUUGAUUUAAAUAAUUACUGGCUACAUUUACCAUUAGUAGUAAUAUUUCUUUCUAGUAGAAAUAUGCAGAAUAAAUCUCAUUAGUGAUGCUAUCAGAGCUACAGCUGUGCAGUUGUAAACCUAGAAUUAAUCAGAACCUAGUGUCAAUUUUUCUAAAUUUCUAUAAUUCCGCUCCUUGUGGUUUUGCAAUCAAUCUAUGGAGAUCUUGCAAGGUGAAAAUUGCUUCGUUCUGUAAAUAUUUUAGUCUUUCCUGCUGUAAUUUUUCAUGCAAAUCUCAUGCUGUAGCGUCCAAUGACAUUAGAAUGUUACAUAUCCAAGUUUAUUUAUUGUUCCUGUUCCAUACUAAAGCUGUUUUAGGUGCCUUCUAGUCUUGACUUGAAUCAGAAAAAUGAUAAUCAUGAGAACACACACUGCCUCGUUUAACAUGGAUUGAUUUCUUGUUGUGUUAAGGGAUAAAAUGUAUGUGUGUUUAUUCUGAUCAUGCACCACAACACCUGAUAACAUUACUUCAGCUAUUUCGUUACAGAGAAGUGUGUGAGUGAACGGGUGGUGUGUUUCAGGUUCAGAUUAAAUACUCAAGCAGUGCUGGGGCUUUGGAUGUAAAUCAAGAGUUAUGAAUAAAUACAAUCUAAAAGCCUGUAGAGCUGUUUUUAAAAAAAUAAAUAUCUGAAGUGUCAUUAAAGCUGAA